Messenger RNA from Cyphellophora europaea CBS 101466, 693 nucleotides. RefSeq lists its product as uncharacterized. The record is from RefSeq and is a predicted model, not a curated record. Lineage: Eukaryota; Fungi; Ascomycota; Eurotiomycetes; Chaetothyriales; Cyphellophoraceae. Gene Ontology annotation, molecular function: acyltransferase activity, transferring groups other than amino-acyl groups. The transcript has a single exon. Bases 1 to 693 code for a protein of 230 amino acids.
AUGGCGACCAACAGCCUCAAGGUCCGACCCGCCACCACCAGCGACCUGGACCAGCUCUCCACCAUCUUCACGCGCUCGUUCCACCCCGUUUCGCCAUAUAUGCGGCGUACGUUCCCCGACACGGCCGCCAUGCGCGCCUGGUGGCGGAGUCUGUACACGACCGCCCUCGCAGACCCGGAAGCCACGCUCAUGGUCGUGACGACGGAACCGUCCGGCAACGACGACAGUGUCAUAGCACUGGGGCAGUGGCGUUUCUUCCCGGACUAUCCGCACCGUCCUCCGCGACUCGAGCUUGAGUCGGCAACGAGUGCGCAGCUGGAUCCAAACGGGAAUCUCGCAGCGGGGACGUGGUCGCUGCUGCGCUCGUGCGAGGACACGGAUCUCGAGCUGUACCGGGGCAUGACGGGCUUCUUGGCGGAGAUGCACGGCAAGAUGAUGGCGGGGACGCCGCACUAUAACAUGGAGUUGCUGGCGACGGUGCAGGAGGCCAAGGGCAAGGGAGCGGGCCGGCUGUUGGUGGAGGAGCUGGGGAGGGUGGCGGAUGCGAAGGGGGUGGUGGCGUUUGUCGAGACUAACAAUAUCGUGGUCGAGUUUUAUCGGAAGAUGGGCUGGGUCGUCAAGGAGCAGUUGGCUAUGCCGGGGGGUGUGGGCUAUGAAGAGUAUAUCCUGGUCAGAGAGCCGAAGAAAGAGUGA